AUGCUCAGGGCCAGUGUGACAGUCCCUCCUUCUUUUGUCCCUCUUUGUGCGUCAACGACGAUGGGCGAUGCGGAGGUCAUUGCUGAGCUGGAGCGACUGCGUAUCGAGAUCGACGCGGCAAAGGCAGAUGCGCGCGCGAUUGGAUACGCGCUGGACUCGUUUAGCGCGCACCCGCUGAAGGCCAUCGAGGGACCACAGGCCCAGAUGGAUGAUCAGGCUGCGCUGCAGACAGAGCACUACGAGCUGCAGGGCCGCUUGGAUCACUCGUGCUCUGCGGCAGACGUGCUUGUGCGACUGGAGGAGCUGCGGGAGUGGGAGAAGCGGUUGACGAUUGAGCAGGAGGUAUGGGGCGAGGUGCUGCCGCUCGUUAUGGCCUCGCGAAAGGCCACGCAAGCAGAAGAAACCAGGCCAAAGAAGACGAAAUCUACACCGACGAGAGGAAAGGCAGGCGCUCCCUCUGCGCAGCCUCGGACGCCAAGACGCGAUUCUCCCGCUCAACAACCAAACUCGUCUCGCCAUCUCCAUCCGCCUGCUGCCUCUGAAACGUCUGCUGAGGGUGCUGUAACUCCUCAAACUCCGCGAAAAGCAAAGAAAGCGACCCCGAUACCGUUAGUCAAUGGCUGUGUUGUCCCUUCAAAGGCGCUCCAACCCGUCGUCAAGUCCUCCCCGCCGGGUCAACACGAGGUACACCGUGAGCUACCCCGCCCUCCCGCAUCGACGCCGAAGCGUAUCGCCCCCGCCCAAGUGCCUCCACCGAUCGAAGUGGCAAUUCCUGCAAAGCAUUUCGCUGUGCUGGAUCAUAAUGUAGCUGGCCAAAACGCAGAGGAGGCGGCCCCCGCCCGGCGUGAUAUGCCGCCAAGAGCCAUCGAAAUGAAUACGAUUCUUGCCGAUGCAUUACCCCAGACUCCGGAUGCGCAUACCAAUGCGGUGGUUGCGAGUGCUCCAGUGGCCUCGGUAUCGCCCUUGCGCAAUCUCCGAUUCCGGAAAAUCCGUCCUGCUACUACCGAACCUGCGGCGCCGAGCCCUGCCCCAGGGGACUUGAAUCCGAAGACAGCCUCGGCAUCAUUGGCCUCGCGCUACCUCCAAGUGGGCAAAAUUCGGCCCGCCACUGCCGAGCCCGCCGCACUGGACGCUGUUCUACCGAACUUGAAUCUAAAACCAGCGAAAACUCGUUCCGCCACUGCUGAAUCCGUGAUACCGAGUUUUUCCCCAGCAAACUUGAACCCACAGUCAGCCCCGGCGGCCCCAGUAUCGGCCUGGCGCAGCGAAUUGGGCGAAACCCGGCCCGCCACUUCUGAAUCCAUCACACCGAACCGUGCCGCGGCCAACUUGAAUCCAAAACCAAACGGCCGUUGGGAGGAAGGGCAGCUGUAUCAAUGGGUUGACGGGAAGCUUAAGAAGGUGUUUUUACCUGUCGUGGGCGAACCGAGGCGUGGCGAUGACAGAGCUUCCUACCUAGAGCGGAAGAGCGUGCUGUCGCGGCCUGAAGUAUGGGAGAAAGGGUAUAAUGGACGCUUGAUACGGAAGCGUCCGGGGACACCGGUGAUCGAAACUGGAGCUAGGCCGGUCCGGCGGUGUCGGCCAGCUGCUGACAACGUCGUUCCGAAUGAACCAGACUCAGAGCCGGUGCAGCCCCAGCGCGAGUGGGACUACAACCCGGUGUUCCAGCGGCAGCUGGACGUUCUCCGCACCAAGGUUAUGCCCAGUGCGGCGACGCGCCGGCAGGACGAUCGGUACCGCGACGAGCCUGGGACUCCGCCCGUCAGCGGAUCGCUGCUCGACCGGAUCGCUCCCCGUGUUGAGGCUCGGCCUGCGCGGGAAGGUGAGCGGGCAGCUAAGAGGGCACGGCGCGGCUCCUCCAGUCUUGAGCCGGGAGAAAUUGAAGAGAUCAACGGUGUGGGGAGAGUCGAUAGCGGACGGCGCAGGAGUGUGAUCCCCGUUUCGCGAAGUAGGCUUAGGGCUCGGGACGUGGCACGGAAGCUGGCGAAGGACCAAGUAUUUGGUGAGAUACGGGCAUUAGAAAUAAAUGCGAACCAUUCGAGGUAUCAUUAG
Molecule: messenger RNA, 2052 nt
Organism: Mycena indigotica
Lineage: Eukaryota; Fungi; Basidiomycota; Agaricomycetes; Agaricales; Mycenaceae
Exons: 9
Coding region: 1-2052 (683 amino acids)
Source: RefSeq, a predicted model, not a curated record